Messenger RNA from Microdochium trichocladiopsis, 1488 nucleotides. RefSeq names its product zinc alcohol dehydrogenase. Gene Ontology annotation, cellular component: mitochondrion. The record is from RefSeq and is a predicted model, not a curated record. Bases 183 to 1352 code for a protein of 389 amino acids. The transcript is spliced from 2 exons. Gene Ontology annotation, molecular function: oxidoreductase activity; zinc ion binding. NCBI's taxonomy places the organism in Eukaryota, Fungi, Ascomycota, Sordariomycetes, Xylariales, Microdochiaceae.
GUCAGUUCGCCAAGACACGGCUGAGGUUGCUUGCGAGGGGAAGGAAACCUCUUCAUGUACGCGACUGCGCCUAAUCAACCUCGAUGUCAUUCGCAUAGCGACAACAAGCAACAAGCCUCGACCUCAUCUUUGAACAGCUCCUGCUAGGGAAAGCAUUUCACCUUCACCACGACCUAGGCAGCAUGGCGUCGGCCACGACGGCAAAGGCAUGGCGCUUCACCAGCACCGGGCAGCCAUCCGAGAUCCUUCGUCUGGAGGAGGUCCCCAUGCCCACACUCCCGCCUCCACCUGCUCUGCUCUUCUCUAAAAAGAGGAACAAUAAAGCAUCCAGCGCCGACCGGGAGCAGGAGGAAUGGCUGAUCGUGCGGGUUGCUUACACAGCGCUCAACCCGGGGUCGCAGUUUCACUUCAACGUCAUCCCCGCGUUUGCCCGUGCGCGGACCUGUACCCCAGAGCUCGACUUUUCAGGGACGGUGGUUGACGUGUGGAGACCCGACCAACACGACUCGGCAAGUCGGGGCGAUCAAGGACCAUCGAGAGGCUUCAGCAAGGGCGAUGAGGUCAUUGGCUUCAUGCCCAUCACAUACACGUAUCCGACUGGAGAUGGCGCACUGACCAACUACAUCCGCGUUCCCGCGCGGUACGUCAUUCGCAAGCCCGAAAGCGUCACCCUCAAGGAAGGCGCCGGGCUGAUGUGCGCGUCGUGUUCGGCGGUCAUGCUGACCGACGAGGCGCAUGUGAAGCGCGGGGACCGCGUGUUGAUUGUCGGUGCGAGUGGCGGUAUCGGGACGAGUGCUGUGCAGCUGGCGAAAAGUCUCGUUGCAGAGAGCGGAGGGGAAGGCCUGGUAGUUGCUGUGUGCUCUGGGAGGAACCAAGAAUUAGUGCUAGGGCUUGGUGCUGAUGAGGUCAUCGACUACACCAAGCAUGAAGACCUCGCUGCGGAGCUCACCCGCCGUUUCGCUGACAAGCCUUUCGAUGCCAUCCUAGACGUUCACGGGAACCAAGCAGUAUACGUGCAGUGUGCAAACUAUCUCAAGGCCGGCGCAGAUUACGUCGCUUGCAGUGCCCAGCUGGAGUCGUGGACGUUGGGCCACUUUCUGCGCACCUUCUGGCUCAUCCAGUGCAACACAUACUGGCCUCUGUCCUGUUGGCUGGGAGGAACGGGGCGGAAGUUCAAGCUCAUCGCCAUGAUGGAUCCUGGAAGGGCUUUGAUGGAGAAGACAGCAAGUCUGGCAGAGGCCGGAACUCUAAAAGUCUGUGUCGACAGUGUUUGGGAAUAUGAGAAUGCGCUGCAGGCGUACGAGAUACUGAUUUCAGGCAGGGCAAGAGGUAAGGUGCUGGUUAAAUGGUGAGGUGACUUGGCAGACAACUUGUACCACUAUUAUGUAGUUGAUUAAACUCCUCUCAAAAUCCGCUGAUCAAGCGCAUUUAGUGUUUUAAAUGCUGGAGAAAGGACCGCUGUGUAAGCUCGGUUUUUCUGCUACCACC